Paraphaeosphaeria sporulosa is the source of this 1727-nucleotide messenger RNA. RefSeq lists its product as uncharacterized. The coding region runs from base 168 to 1727 and encodes 519 amino acids. The transcript has a single exon. NCBI's taxonomy places the organism in Eukaryota, Fungi, Ascomycota, Dothideomycetes, Pleosporales, Didymosphaeriaceae. The record is from RefSeq and is a predicted model, not a curated record.
GACGCUGACACCAGCAUAGUGAGGUCGAUGAGAACAUUGCAAUUCUUUCGCUGCGCAAGAUUUCCUUCAGGCACUUGUGCCAUUCCAGGGUGAACGUUUAGCUAUCUUAUCUCUUGGCCUCACACUGGACUGACAAUCCCGGUUGAGUAUGUCUUUACUGCGUCCGCAUGCCCCCGGUGCAAGACCAUCACCCGCAGAAUCAUGCUCAACACAAUCCUGGCCAUCAACAGUAUAGGGAGUCAUCGAUUGAGGCAGAACGUGCCCACAGAUUCACAGUGUUUAACCACAAAUGCCCUCUCAGGCACCCACACUCGACUUUUUGCAUCCCCGACGCGUAUCGCGAUAGCCUCGCUCAUGCCGUUACGCCUGCAUAUUCAGACUAUUCUAGCUACAGAGCCGCCAUGAAAGUCGCAGCUCCUGAAUGUGGGGAGUCCAGCUCCAGCCUCUCAACACUUCUCUCGGAGGCUUCACCUCCUCGACCUAAUAGUUCUAAGUCAAACCCGUACAAGGCCCGUCGUCAAAGAUCGAAGCGAUUUCAAUUGGGGCGCAGAAAGAGCACGGGAGCAUUAGUGGAGGCUUCCCCAUGGCAGCCAGAAUGUCCUCCAUCGUCCCUUCCGCAGCCAACCCCGCGUAUCAGCAGCCUGCCUCCCACCCCGGAAGCUUCGCAAAUACCCACGACCCCUUCCAAAGCCCCACAGAUACAUAUACUUCCUCCAACACCUGAAGCGCGUCAAUCGUUCCCUCAGCUCGGCGGAGCGCCGUCAGUGAACGUCCUGCCACCAACGCCAGUACCAUCAAAGCAGUUAUCACGGCCAUCCAAAGGACAACAGCUGGAAGCUCUCUCAUCCAGGCCCUCUCAAAAGGAAGUCGGAAAAAGACCCGCCGUCGAGUCCACCGAACCCAACCAGCCCCUUCAGCCCCUCCAGCCCCUCCAGCCCCUCCAAAUCCACUGCGGUCUGAUGCUCCAGCCCGCCCCCGAAAACCUCCUGGGCACCUACAAAGGCUCGCCCUACCAGCCCUUCGCUGGCCCCAGCCACACCGCCGGCCACAAGCCGCGCCUGCAACGCCACGCGUCGUUCAUCGACUUGAGAGACUGCUGGCGGACGCCCGAAGCGGAGCUCACGGCGUGCGUGCUCAGGAGGUGGAGCCCGGGGAACCAGCCAGGCUCCGGAGCGCGGAGACCGCGGUCGCCGCUGGCGCAGGACGCGAGUUCAGCACAGGACGAAGCGGGUGAGGAGCCCGAGGCAGAUGAAGAGACGCCGCUGCUCGUGGGCGUCCGAGCUACGUCCGCAGAAGCGCUGGGAGAGGAAGACGAUGGGCACACUGCAACACACCGGGAGUCCGACGGCGAGACCGAGACCGAAGCAACCUCUCGUCUGAAGCCUCUCCUCUUCCCCUUCGUAGUCUUCUACACAUAUAUCGCCUCCGCUAUCACAUCCUACCUCCACGACCGCGACGCGCACUCCGGCUCGCUGGGUAGCCACGACACCGAGACGGCGCGCUGGCUGCGCCGCGUGGACAGCGCGUUUCCGGUGGUGAAAGACACACAUUCGCAGCGCUCGUAUGGCUCGUUUUCGAGUCUGUCGGGGUCGCCGCUGGUGUCGCCGCAUGAGAGGUCGGCGAGCAGAGGAAGCUUGGGGAGUAUACCCAUUGUUCCUUCGCAUAGCAGGAAGGCUAGUCGGGGGAGCUUGGCGCCUGAGGAGAUGAGGGGGUGUUUGGGGUGGUAA